Galendromus occidentalis (western predatory mite) is the source of this 2255-nucleotide messenger RNA. Its product is annotated as urocanate hydratase. Gene Ontology annotation, molecular function: urocanate hydratase activity. The record is from RefSeq and is a predicted model, not a curated record. The coding region runs from base 102 to 2147 and encodes 681 amino acids. NCBI's taxonomy places the organism in Eukaryota, Metazoa, Arthropoda, Arachnida, Mesostigmata, Phytoseiidae. Gene Ontology annotation, biological process: L-histidine catabolic process. The transcript has 15 exons.
GUCUCAAAGAAAGUUUCUUCCGAAGAUCUGCGGUGAAUAUAAGUGAGAGUUCGUGUGGUGAUAGGUGAUAAGGAUUCCGGAGGAAACAGUCCCACUCCAGGAUGUCGGAAAACAUUGUGGAGGAGUUGUGCAGGGGUCUGCCAUCGGAUCGUCUUCCAGAACCUAGGAAACGCUCUCCCGAUGUGCCUCAUGCACCGGUCAGAAACGUGCCGCUAUCCGCGGCUCAGACCAAGACCGCCUUGGCGAAUGCACUGAGGUACUUUCCUCAACGGGUUCAUCACAUACUGGCCACAGAAUUCGCCGAGGAACUCAGAGACUACGGCCAUAUCUACAUGUAUCGCUUCAUGCCGUCUCAGCAUCUCAAAGCGCUUCCUAUCGAUGAGUACAAGGCAAAAAGCCUUCAGGCCGCCGCGAUCAUGCUCAUGAUCUGCAACAACCUCGAUCCUCAAGUGGCACAAUUUCCCGAGGAACUUGUCACGUACGGUGGCAACGGACAGGUUUUCUCCAAUUGGGCGCAGUUUCGGCUAGUCAUGCACUACCUCUCAAAGAUGACCGAUAGUCAAACCUUGGUAAUGUACUCUGGGCAUCCUCUGGGAUUGUUCCCCUCAACGAUAGGGGUUUCACCCCGGGUCGUGAUCACAAACGGCAUGGUGAUUCCGGGAUAUUCCACACCCGAGGACUACGACCGGAUGUUUGCCAUGGGAGUCACAAUGUACGGCCAGAUGACGGCGGGGAGCUAUUGCUAUAUCGGACCGCAGGGCAUCGUACACGGCACAACAAUAACCAUUAUGAACGCUGGAAGAAAAUAUCUGCAUCUGGAAUCCUUGAAAGGUAUCGUUUUCGUCACGUCCGGCUUGGGUGGCAUGUCCGGUGCUCAGGCGAAGGCCUCAGUGAUAGCGGGCGCCGUGGGAGUCAUCGCAGAAGUCAACAAAGAUGCUCUCUUGAAACGAUAUCAGCAAGGUUGGUUGCACGAAAUUUGCUUUGAGCUGCCAGACUUGGUACAACGGAUCAAACGUGCGAAAAGAGAUGAGCAAGCCACAUCAAUCGGUUUCCACGGGAACAUCGUCGAUCUCUGGGAGUACCUGGCUCAGGAAGCCGAGGAGAGUGGCGAACUUCUGGUGGAGCUAGGAUCCGAUCAAACCUCCUGCCACAAUCCUUUCAAUGGUGGCUACUACCCCGCUGAACUCACCUUCGAGGAGUCUAAUGAAAUGAUGACGAAGGACCCCAGCGGAUUCAGGAAAUUAGUUCAAAAGAGUUUACGUCGGCAUGUAGCAGCUAUCGACGCCCUGGCGGCGAAAGGGAUGUGCUUCUGGGAUUACGGGAACGGAUUCCUCCUAGAAGCUUCGAGAGCUGGUGCUGAUGUCGGCCAGGAUGGAAUCCGCUUCAAAUAUCCGUCAUACGUACAAGAUAUUAUGGGAGACAUUUUCUCGAUGGGUUUCGGACCCUUCCGAUGGGUAUGCACUUCGGGCGACUCGGAUGAUUUACAGUUGACAGACAAGAUCGCCUGUCAAGUACUCAGAGAGCUCCUGAACUCCGACGUCAGUGACAACAUCAAAUGUCAGUAUUCGGAUAAUAUUCGCUGGAUUGAAAAAGCUUCGCUGAACAGCCUCGUCGUCGGAUCUCAAGCCAGAAUUCUUUACUCGGACCGGAGGGGGCGAAUGAAAAUCGCUCAAGCUCUUAAUGCCGCUGUCAAAACACAGAGACUCAAGGGUCCCGUCGUUCUGAGUCGCGACCAUCACGAUGUCUCAGGAGUCGACAGUCCAUUCCGCGAGACUUCAAACAUAUACGAUGGAUCCGCCUUCACAGCGGAUAUGGCAGUUCAGAAUUUCGUGGGAGACGCUCUUCGUGGAGCUACCUGGGUAGCUUUACACAACGGUGGAGGCGUUGGAUGGGGACAGGUCAUUAACGGUGGUUUCGGAAUGUUGCUGGACGGAUCUGUCGAAGCGCACGACAGGGCAACGUGUCUACUGUCGUGGGACGUGAACAACGGAAUCGCUCGACGAGGAUGGUCGGGCAACAGCUAUGCUCUCGAGACGAUUCGCGACGCGAUGGAGGAGGAUCCUUCUCUCGAAGUCACUUUGCCGCACGCAGCCUGCGAGAACGAAGUGGAGAUCGCCGUCAAAAAAUGCUUCAAGACCGCUCAAUGAUAGAUAGAGCCAGGAUCGAGAGGCUAACAGGGUUGAUCGAAGUUACAUAGUUCAUAUCUAGGUAAAUUGACGUGAAUCAAUAAAUGUUUUGUCUGUGCACAACUUCUU